Monodelphis domestica (gray short-tailed opossum) is the source of this 8008-nucleotide messenger RNA. RefSeq names its product Scm like with four mbt domains 2 (gene SFMBT2). Gene Ontology annotation, molecular function: histone binding; chromatin binding; transcription corepressor activity. Gene Ontology annotation, biological process: negative regulation of DNA-templated transcription. Lineage: Eukaryota; Metazoa; Chordata; Mammalia; Didelphimorphia; Didelphidae. The record is from RefSeq and is a predicted model, not a curated record. Gene Ontology annotation, cellular component: nucleus.
CAGAGUCGAGUGGGGACUCUAGGGAGGCUGGGGGUGACUUUUUUUUGGGGGGUAGUACAAGUAGGUGCCGUUCUUAACAAAAGCCCUACACUUUGCCGGAACUUUUUGCUUCUCCAUCUUCUCGAAUAUGCCCUGCCUUGAUAGAGGGAUAUUUUUUCCUCGGGACUCGGAGCCCCCCUCCUUCCUUUGCCCCCUUUGCCUGGCGCAAGGACGCGGAGAGGAGACAGCCCCCGGCUCCAAGGAGAGUCUCCCCCGCACCACGUUUUGUCAGUUUCAGCAGUAGCGCAGACGCGGCUGAAUCUGAGCGGAUUGGUGGGAAACCGAUUUCCUACGUAGGGCCGAACCUGCUUUAAUCGGGAUCAAUCGCUUCCCCUUUCUCUUCCUUACCCUCCCCCUUUCCCCUAGAUGCUUCUAACCCAGUAGAGAUUUGGGAGCUGAGAAGGCGAAGCCUGUGUCCUACACCAAGUAAAUGGUCCAGGCUUUUCAUCCGGGUGGAAAACCCAGCGAGGGGGCUUAAAUCUGGAACGUCUUCCUACAGGAUGAAAUAGGGAGCAGAAGAUAGUUUUCCUUGAAUGGAGAGCAGCGUGUCUUUGAUUUCCACCAUGCAAGAGACGUCUCAUUUGUCAUUGGAGAAAUGUAGCAGUCCAACGAAUGGUAACAAUGAAUAUGAUUCAGAUGAAGGUUCAAGCAUGGAAGAUCCUGACUUUAAUUGGGGUGAAUAUUUGGAAGAAACAGGUGCAGUUGCUGCCCCUCAUACAUCAUUCAAACAUGUUGAGAUCAGUCUCCAGAGCAGCUUCCAGCCUGGGAUGAAGCUAGAAGUGGCCAAUAAGAAUAAUCCGGACACCUACUGGGUGGCGACCAUCAUCACAACGUGCGGCCAGCUCUUGCUGCUGCGGUACUGCGGCUACGGAGAGGACCGCAAGGCUGACUUCUGGUGCGACGUCAUGACGGCCGAUCUCCACCCGGUUGGAUGGUGCACACAGAACAACAAGGUGCUUCUACCCCCAGAUGCCAUCAAAGAGAAGUACACCGAUUGGACGGAUUUUCUCAUACACGAUUUGACUGGCUCUCGAACAGCCCCUGCCAAUUUACUGGAAGGUCCUCUGCGAGGGAAAAACCCUGUAGACCUCAUUACAGUUGAUUCCUUAAUAGAACUUCAGGAUUCUCAGAACCCCUUUCAGUACUGGAUAGUUAGUGUGAUUGAAAAUGUUGGAGGAAGAUUACGCCUUCGCUAUGUGGGAUUGGAGGAGACUGAAUCCUAUGACCAGUGGUUGUUUUACUUGGAUUACAGACUUCGACCAGUCGGUUGGUGUCAAGAGAAUAAAUACAGAAUGGAUCCACCUUCAGAAAUCUAUUCUUUGAAGACAACAUCUGAAUGGAAAUGUGCUCUGGAAAAAUCCCUUAAUGAGGCCGCAAAAUUUCCUCUUCCAAUGGAAGUGUUCAAGGAUCAUGCGGAUUUACGAAGCCAUUUCUUCACAGUUGGUAUGAAACUAGAGGCAGUGGAUAUGAGUGAGCCCUUUAAUAUCUGUCCUGCAUCAGUGACUAAGGUUUUUAACAAUCAUUAUUUGCAAGUGACUAUUGAUGAUUUGAGACCAGAAGCUAAAAAAAUCUCAAUGCUGUGCCAUGCGGAUUCCUUAGGGAUUUUACCUGUACAGUGGUGCCUUAAAAAUGGAGUCAACCUCACACCACCCAAGGGUUAUACUGGACAGGACUUUGACUGGGCAGAUUAUCAGAAACAGCAUGGUGCCGAGGCUGCGCCUCACUUCUGUUUCAGAAAUACAUCAUUCAGCCGUGGAUUUACGAAGAAUAUGAAGCUUGAAGUCGUAAACCCCAGGAACCUGGGGGAGCUCUGUGUGGCCUCCGUGAUCAGUGUGAAGGGAAGGUUGAUGUGGCUUCACUUGGAAGGCUUGCAGCCUCCUGUUCCAGAGUAUAUCGUGGAUGUAGAGUCUAUGGACAUCUUCCCCGUUGGCUGGUGUGAAGCAAAUGGGUAUCCCUUAACUCCACCCCAUAAAGCCGUUUUACAAAAGAAGAGAAAGAUUGCAGUCGUACAACCAGAAAAACAAUUGCCAUCCACAGUGCCUGUUGAGAAAAUACCUCAUGAUCUUUGUUCCUUUCCUCAGCCAGACACCACAGGUACUGUCAAUGGGAAAUACUGCUGCCCUCAGCUUUUCAUCAACCACCGGUGUUUCUCAGGCCCCUACCUGAACAAAGGAAGAAUCGCCGAGCUACCUCAAUCCGUUGGACCUGGCAAAUGUGUGCUGGUUCUUAAAGAGGUUCUUAGCAUGGUAAUUAAUGCAGCUUACAAGCCGGGAAGGGUAUUGAGGGAACUACAGCUUGUGGAAGACCCACAAUGGAAUUUCCAGGAGGAGACCCUGAAAGCAAAGUAUAGAGGUAAAACAUACAGGGCAGUUGUCAAGAUUGUACGAACGUCUGACCAAGUAGCAGAUUUCUGCAAGAGAGUUUGUGCCAAGCUGGAAUGCUGUCCAAAUCUGUUUAGUCCUGUUCUGGUUUCUGAGAUCUGCCCAGAAAACUGUUCUAUCCAUACCAAAACCAAAUACACUUAUUAUUAUGGAAAGAGAAGAAAGAUUGUUAAACCCCCAAUUGGAGAAAACAAUACUGAAAUUGGGCCCCCGAAGCCCACUAGACGAAGGAAACGACGGAAAUCGAUCUUUGUACAGAAGAAGAGGCGAUCCUCUACGGUAGAUUUCACAGCAGGAUCAGCAGAGGAAAGUGAAGAAGAGGACAUGGAUGCCAUGGAAGAGGACACUGGGAGCGAGGAAACUAGCUCAGAGCUCCGAGAUGACCAGACCGACACGUCCUCAGCUGAUGUCCCCUCAGCCCGGCCCAGGAGGGCCGUCACCUUGCGCAGUGGCCCAGAGGCAGAGCGGCCCCCACCUGUGGAGAGGGCCCGGAGGAGCCGCAAAGCCCAGGCGUUCCCCUGCACAGAAGGGGAGCGAUGCACUCAGGUCAAACAAGAGAGGCUGGAGGAAGUAAAACAUGAAGAGGAAGAGAAACUUGUCCUGGAGAGUAACCCCUUAGAAUGGACGGUAACAGAUGUUGUGAGGUUUAUUAAACUGACAGAUUGUGCUCCCUUGGCCAAAAUAUUUCAGGAACAGGACAUUGAUGGCCAAGCACUCCUGCUGUUGACCCUUCCCACGGUGCAGGAGUGCAUGGAGCUGAAACUGGGACCUGCUAUCAAGCUUUGCCAUCAGAUCGAAAGAGUUAAAGUUGCAUUCUAUGCACAAUAUGCCAACUAACUUCAGCCCCUCUCAUCGAGGAGAAUUUCUUUGUGGGGAAAGAAGGGCCGUUUGGCAAUAGACUUUCUUCUGCCUGCAGACAUGUGAAAUCGAAGCACUAAGGAAAAAUCUCAGUGUGAGGAAGACCCAAACUGCUUAACUAACUCUGACCCCCACAGAUUUCUGGAAGAUGUCUCUGUUUUAGAAGCACACUGACCUCUCCCAGCCACCGCUUUCUGAGAGCAGAACUCGCCGUCUAAUAUUGUGGCCUCCCCUCGAUACAGCAGAAGCAGAGGGAACCUGGCUCCCUCUUUCCCACCAAACCCACAGCGCCUUCUCAUUGGGGCGUCCUACUCAUUUCAAGAAAAAGGUUAUGAGUCGGCCGUGUGUUUAUUCAGCAAUUAUGUGGGAUAUGGACUGGGUAAUUAAAAAAAGAGAGCUACAAAUAAGCCUCAAGCAAAUUUGUCCACACGUCUUUCAUAUUGAAAUGUGUGUGAUCAAAAUUUCAAGUGGCUUCUACCCUUGCAAAUUGAUCUCAAAUUGAUCAACACAUUUCUGUCCCAUUUAUGAUGUGUGAGAGUCGAUAAAUAUACAUAUUAAAACAGGAUGUGACUCUGAAAAGACCAGCUAAUCCUCUAGGUCUGUCAGCACUCUAGGAAAAAUGAGCUUGGGAAGGGACAGCUGGAGUCUAGAAAAAGUCUGCAGAGACACAGUAUUCACAACUCUUAAUGAAAUAAAGCUUUGGCCCCUUUCAUUUGUAACCAGAUCAGGAAGGGGGUUCUUCUAAUUCUCCUAAAGAAGUGGAUCUGCAGGACAUGUUGAAGGGAAUGACUUGAGCAUCCCCCAACGAGGCAACGGAACUUUUCAGACGAGGGGUGUCACAGACAACCUAAAAUUACUUCAGUGAGUCCCACAGUGUGUUGUUCCCUAUCUGCGUGGCAUGGUUUUGCUUUGGUUAAGUCGCCCAGAUUUCACAGAUUAAACUUCAACACAACGAAUGGGAGAAACAGCAAUGAUUGCUGUGUACCGAACACCACCUGCUCUCUCCUCCCUUUUUGUCUGCUCUCUUAAUGGCAUUAUCUGGGUAGACAGAACUGGACCCCCCCCAUAACCUCCCCCUGAGCACAGUGAACCCCAACUCCAUCCAGAUCCCCAGACCAACCUGGAACCUUGUGCAGGCAUCAGUCCUUCGGGAAGCAGACUGCCUACAUAGACCUCUCUGUGGCUCCAGGAUGAGUGCUCUUGGACCAGCCAUUCGUCAAGACAUGGAGGUGUCUCAGUGAUCCUAAGCAGUUGUGAUUUUAAUCCACUGGGUUUUUAAAAAUAGAUGAAAUGAGGAACAAAUUCUAAAUGAUUCAGGAGUUGAGCUCCACAGCAGUGGUUUCCCAUCUUUACUCGACUCCUCUAAAAUAACCAUUUUGAUCAUUCCCCACCCAAAAUUUGGUCUCCUCAGUGGCGGUGUCUGUACUCCCGUGACCUGGGCUCCCAUCAUGGGAAUAUUUCAUCGGUCAGGCUUGCUCUGGCAAGUCAGAUUGGAGAUGCUGACCUUUGUCUAGCAUUUGGGCACUGGCGUCAGCCAAAGCAAGAUGUUUACAUGGAUAUCUUCUGCUAUUGAGGUUGUUAAAGCGAGUGCUUACAGCCUCGUUAUUCACCUUUACUGAAUGGAGUUUCGUUUGGAGAUCCCUGAUGGAGCAUCAUUUACGAGAGUGCCUGUUGGCAUCAUUGUAAUGCUAGAAAAAUGCCGUGUGAUUCACCAUUGGUUUGUAGUAGAGUUUUAGCCAAUAUUCUCCAAGCUAGUUCGGACCUCCCUGUGGGUCUCCUGGCCCCGUGAAGUUUCACUUUUCUGAGACUCAAGAAUUUGGGCCUUUUCUCUGUGCAGAUUCCUUCAUGAUCUUUUUUCUGUGGCCUUUUCAAACCGUGUGAUUUCUGUUUCAGCAAAUGUGAAGGAAUGCGCCGACUGCGCCACAUUUGCUUUGGGCAUUGUUACGCACUUCUCCUGCCCUUUCCAGAAAGUGCAAGGAGAUUGGAGAGGAAAGGGAGAGAGGUCUAUGACCAACUUGUGUGUUAAGGAAGCCCAUAAAUCAAAGCUGGGCUAAUUUCUAACUGGAUACUCAGCCUUGCCUUGGAUUCGUGGAACUGCAAUGCCGAUGGUUUUCCCAAUGCUUACACUUUCUCUCCAUACUCUCUUUGCCAGAUAACAGGCGAAGAAUGGGGUGAGUGUAUUGUUGACUCAAUCUUUGUGUGCAUGUAGGAGGAGGAGAGGGCCACAGCCUCAACGUCGAGCCCAUGAGUGCUUGGACCAAAGCCUCUUCCAUGGUGACCAUCCUCACAGCUCUUGAGUUAAAAAAACAAAAAACAACAAAAAAAAGUUCAUUUUAGGGCCAUGAUAUUUAAAUCAAAUACAUGCGGGAUUUGGGAAGCUUUCUUCCUUUAGCUUAUGAUGCUACUAUAUAGCCCGACAUAGCUUGAUUUACUUGCUGAUCUCUUCCAGAAUUUUUAAAUUCAGUGUGUAUCAUUUCUGCAAAUUAAAAACCACUGUGCUCCCCCCCCACCAGAAAAACCAUAUACGCAAAGAUUCCUUUAGAUAUGGUUUUCUUCCAUUUCUACUAAAUUGAUAAAAGUUUCUGAAGACCAGUUAAAUUUUCCAUCUUCACCACUGCUAAUCAGAAGGGCAUGAAGACUCUGAGACCAUGUAUUGAGGGUCCAAAAGUCCACCACCAUCACCAUUCUGGGCCUUCCCCAAACUUCUCACUGCAAUCACUUUUUGCCCCUCUCAAGAUUGUAGCUAUAGCCUCUUUUUAUUUAACUGCUCUCCAAAGAGCUUUCUUAGUUCUUCCACAUUGUUUCAUUCUAGUUACCUGUAAUAUAAUUUGUCUCCUUUAACAAUACUUUUGAGAUCAGAUUCCCCCAAAUACGUUGGACCUUUGUACAUUACACAACUUCUAUCCUUGACGCCUAAUUUAAUUUGCCUCCUGUUCCAUGGCAAACAAACAAACAAAAAUUAUAGAUUAUAUUGCUAUAUCCCACCAGGAGGAUUAUAUUUCCAACCUUGAUAUAAAUAUUUCCUUACUUUUAAGUGUGACCAAUAGCUGUUUAAAGGAGAAAGAUUGACAUAUGGUCAUGAUGAAGGAUUCUGUAUAAGAGAGUUCCCUAAUAUUCUUUUUAUAGAAUAAGCUCCCAGAAUGUAUUUAAAACAUGAUGUGAGUUUGCAAAAUUUUAUGGAGACAAAGUUUAAAGUUUCCUGCUUUUUCACUCUGUUUUCCCCCCACCCUACUACAUUUAAAAGCUAAUUCUCAUUCACUCCUCAGUAAGUUAUAAUGAUCUAAACCUUUGAUGCAGGCUAAUACUUUUAGGAAACAAAACAUUUUUUGUCCGUUGCAGAUUGACAGGAAUUUCCUGAUCUUCUUAGAACUGUGAUAGUUAAGCGAGGCAGAACACUGAGCCUUGCUUUUGUAUCUUGUAGCAAACACUCCAUUCUAAGAUGCUUCUUCUUAACCUGCCACAUUUUGAAAGCAUUGGGGGUUUUCAUAUUUCUUUUAAAAAGCAAUUUAUAUUUGUGUUUAUAACUGAAAAUGAAAAAUCACAUUAAAAACCACUUUGCUGUGAUUUAGAUCAUCAGAAUCACUUUUUGACAGAGAUCAUAAGGCUCAAUUUCUUCCAUUUUUAGAUUACUAUUAGAGGGCAGAGAUAUUUAAAGAGAGCAGAUAAAGCAAGACAUCCAUAGUUUCUGAAGAAGAAACCUUUGGAGUAACAGAUAAUCUCAUUUUCUCUUUGGUGCAAUAAUAAUUCAGAAGCAGGUGAAAAUUAGAGAAAAGUGGUAACAAUAAUAAUGUAAGGUGUCCUCAUAACAGGAAUGUGCAAUUUUUCUUAUUAUAAAAUGUGCUCAAAAUUAGUCUAUGCCCCUCCCUUUAAAUUAACUAGCAUUUGCCCUGGCUAAAUUAUUGUAUUUUCCCAGUUUCAACCAUCAGAGUCAUAAUAUGCCAUGGACCUACUAAAUAUUUUGGUUUGAAUCUUAAUUAGCCUGGUUCAAAUCACUCAUUUUACCCAAACAUCUUUCGAACACACUAAAAAAUGCCAACAUAUGAAGCUGCUUUUUUGGUUUUGGCUAAUUUUUCUCACAUUUAUUCCAUUAUUUUAAAUCAUAGUUUGAUAUCCAAAGUUAGAUUUGAUUUUCAUUUAUUUUUGCUUAAACGAUCAGUGAAAAUGGUUAAGGUCAGAUAACAAUGAGAAUGUAAACAGUGCCAAACCUUAACCAGAAAUUACAAGAGUCCCAUGUGGGUGGAAAAGAUGCAGUGAAGAAAAAAACGAACUUGUAGGAUGACAAUCUUUUGCUAAAAAUAAUAAUAAUAAUAAUAAUUUGUAUGCUGGGUAAUUGAGACAAAUGAGAAACGACAGAAAAAAUUCAUUUAUUGUCCAAAAUGGGAAGUAGCAUGAUAUUUAGAAGCAUAAAUUCUUUCUAGUGGCGAUUGUUGAAAGCCCUUUUGCUGUUUUGCAUUCCAGUUUGAAUAGUUUGUAUUGAAAUUUGAUUCAUGUUGUGUAAUUUUUGGUGUGUAAAAGAAAAAAUUGAUGGUGUUUUUACUUUUGAAAUUUGCAGGACAAAGGGCAUGUUGUUAGUUUGCUGUAAGAUUGUAUUCUGUAUAUAUGUUUUCAUGUAAAUAAAUGAAAAUCUAUAUUCAGAGUUAUAUUUUAAUUUUUAUUCUAAAUGAAAAAAAAUCCCCUUUUUACUUGAAAAAUUGUAAGCCACAUUGUUAAUAAAGUAAUAAUGAAUACCA